Microtus ochrogaster (prairie vole) is the source of this 2809-nucleotide messenger RNA. It is a transcript of the gene Rab5b, whose product is annotated as RAB5B, member RAS oncogene family. NCBI's taxonomy places the organism in Eukaryota, Metazoa, Chordata, Mammalia, Rodentia, Cricetidae. The transcript has 4 exons. The record is from RefSeq and is a predicted model, not a curated record. Gene Ontology annotation, molecular function: GTP binding; GTPase activity.
GAGAAGGGGGCAGUAGGUUUGGUUGAGCAGCCUCUGUUUGUCUGUUCCACACAGGCUCGGGCCCGACGGGGGAGACGGAGCCCCAGGACUGUUGAAGCCUGAAGUCCCUCCCCUUCCCCUCCCCCUUUGCCGCUCUGUGGCAUCCCCCUCCCUCUACCCUUUCCUGCUUGGACAACCUGGAUAUGACUAGCAGAAGUACAGCCAGGCCCAAUGGGCAGCCCCAGGCCAGCAAAAUAUGCCAGUUCAAACUGGUCCUGCUGGGAGAGUCAGCAGUGGGGAAAUCUAGCCUGGUGUUACGCUUUGUCAAAGGACAGUUCCAUGAGUACCAGGAAAGUACCAUUGGAGGUGAGUGUCUAACGAAGCUUCAGUACUUAGUGGGGCAUGAAAGGACCGUUAGAGUGCCGCAUGAGAAUGAGAAAGCAAUACUACUUUUGUCCUUUUAGGAGGCUCAGGCAUAUGCAGAUGACAACAGCUUAUUAUUUAUGGAGACUUCAGCUAAGACUGCUAUGAACGUGAAUGAUCUCUUCCUGGCAAUAGCAAAGAAGUUGCCAAAGAGUGAACCCCAGAAUCUGGGGGGUGCAGCAGGCCGGAGUCGAGGCGUGGAUCUCCAUGAGCAGUCCCAGCAGAACAAGAGCCAGUGUUGUAGCAACUGAGGGUGGCUAGCAGCAAACACGUGUGGAGUUAGCACGAGAGCUAAGACAUAACCUCCAUCCCCACCCCUCAGCACACAGCCCCACGGUAACAGCACACUGAGCCCUGGCUCCCAAGGGCUGCACCUGACAGCUCUGUCAUGGCACUUUUUAAUGCUUCAGCAACCAACACCAGGCAGCUGUUGCCACCACUAUGCCCUACUCUGGGGUUUGGGGGUCAGAUCUCCCCAGGACCUUCCUUCCAAAACAAACUUUCUUCACUUUGUAUUCUAGGUGCAAGACAGUGGCUCCUCAUUGUUACUCCCCCACUGUGUUCUUCCCGUGUUUCAGGGAAGACUUUUGUCUCCUGCCUCUUCCCUGUCCCACCUCUCAUCACUCCCUGUCCUUGAUCCUGUUUCCUCCUCUUCCCAAGAUGAUGAAAGGUAAACCAGGGACUGAGAAGGGAGACAGUGUAAUUUUAGUUGCAUUAAGGGCCCUGCAGGGACGCUAAGGCUCAGAGCAGGAAGGAGUAAGGAAAUACUUAUUUGUUUUAUUUAUCUGGUAGGAGUUUCUUGUCUGUGAGACACUGCAGCACCCAUCAGUUGGACUGGUGGACGGUGUUCCUAGGUAGGAGUGAAAUAGGGAGGGAAGCCUGCAGGCCCCAUCUGGGAGUUGAAUUAGCUGAUUGGAUAAAGGUUGAGGUGCAGUGUCAUCUGUGGCUCUGGAAUUCAUCCCAAAGCUGUUUUCCCUCACCCACUCACCCCCACUCCAGUGUGGGGAUUGGACCUCCAAGUGCUCCAAAGAAUCUUCACUGGUUGCCUGCACCCUUAGCUCUGCUGUGAGUAAUUGGGGGAGGUACCAGUUUCUGGUACCCAUCCUCUGGUUAUACAUAGGCAUUUCCCUACCCUGGCCUUGACAUGGCCUUUGCCCCAGAUGCCAUGCCCCUGCAGUUUGCACUUUAAUUGAUGGUAGUUCAGUCAGCAUACAUGUUUUACGGGGGUUUUGAUUGAUUUACCUAUCCUUUAACCUUUUUAAUUAAAUGGAAUGUACAAUGUAUGAGGUUUGGGGGGCACUAUAGAAAACAGUAACAGUAGCAGCUACUCGGGCCCAGUCUCCACUGCUAGCCUCCUCUGACCAAUUCAUGCCUCUGUCUGAGCAACUGCGGAGUGGCCUCAGACAGCACGGGCCGUGGUAGUGGAGUGAAGGAGGGUCAGGCAAAGGGAGUGUCUUAUCUUCCCAGGGUUCACAUUCACCUUGCUGUAUCUCACUGCGUCUUUUCUACUUCCCUGUAAAUACUUAGUCUUUAUUCCCACUGUACAGGCCCUUCUGUCCCCUGCUGCCCCUUUUUUCUUAGUAUCUUGAGUUAGUUCCUCCUUCACCCACCCCCCACUCUUACUUAAUCCAUGCACCACUAGAGGCUCCUGCCACAGAGGCCACUUGUCCUAUGACAGGCGCAGCUAGAACUGAAGGUGCCUCACAGCUGCCUUGUGUCAUCAGAGGGCGUGGUCCUCUACAUCCUUCCUUAGGUGUUUUAGGGUGUCUGUGGGAAGCCAUCAAGGCAAGAGGGAACUCAGUUGUUUUGUGUGUUAGCCAGACUUUUUUGGAAAUUUGCAGAAGAAAGGAAAGACCACAGUAACCUAGAGUUAGAGCCUUUCUGUCCCUUGGCUGACAGACUACCUUUUGUUCCAGAGAGCUGAGGAAUCCAUGAAGCCAAGAUUCUCAAGGACCCUGCUCAGGGUCUUCCACUUAGGUUUCAAUUCUCUUCCUUUUCCAAGGGCAGCCUUAGUUCUCACAGCCCUGAAACACACAUAAGUCUCCAGCUUUUCCUAGAACCCGUGAAUCCUCCAAAGCACCAGGUGCAUCUGGAGACUCUGGGGUGGCUAAAUCUUCUCUGAGGUCUCCGAGGGACAAGAGUGAAGGUGUUUCAUUGCCUAGGGGCUGGGAGAACAAUUCCCUGGGCUUUUCUCUUCCCUCCCUCCCUCCCUUUCUCUCUUAGGAACAGUGUUGGCCUUAGCUCCCGGGCCUGGCUGCGGCCUCCCCUCUAUCUACUCCUACCAGCUCUUCUGCCUUCAUUUGAGCUCUGUUGGGCUUGAGGGUUCUUGUUGUUCUCUACCCUUCCUCCUGUUACCUUUUUUCUUUUGAUCAAUUUUUUGGGGGGAGGAGUCAUCUUUUUUUUUUUU